GCCGCUUCUUCCAUGCUGACGACCCUUAAGGUGGUCUGCUGUCACAUUUAAUAUUUGGUUUUCCGGUGUUUUGUUUUCCAAAAUUUCUGUGAACGAAAAUGGGAAUUCUGGAAAAAAUUUCCGAGAUUGAGAAGGAGAUCGCACGCACUCAGAAAAACAAAGCUACUGAAUACCAUUUGGGUUUGCUAAAGGCUAAAUUAGCCAAAUAUCGCUCUCAACUUUUGGAACCAUCAAAAAAGGCUGGAGAGAAAGGAGAGGGUUUUGAUGUACUCAAGUCAGGAGAUGCCAGAGUGGCAUUGAUUGGAUUCCCAUCAGUCGGCAAGUCUACCCUUCUUUCAACGUUAACCAAGACCCAAAGUGAAGCAGCAUCCUAUGAGUUUACUACAUUAACUUGUAUUCCUGGAGUUAUCGAGUAUAAAGGAGCCAACAUCCAAUUAUUGGAUCUGCCUGGUAUCAUUGAAGGAGCUUCACAGGGAAAAGGCAGAGGAAAGCAGGUUAUUGCUGUUGCGAGAACAGCUGAUUUAGUAUUGAUGAUGCUUGAUGCUACUAAAGGAGACGUGCAAAAAACAUUACUUCAAAAAGAAUUGGAAAGUGUAGGUAUCAGAUUGAAUACAAAAAAACCUAACAUCUAUUUCAAGCACAAAAAAGGUGGAGGUAUCGCUUUUAAUGCCGUUUGUCCGUUGACUAAAGUGGAUGAAAAACUGGUUCAACUAAUUUUGCAUGAAUAUAAAAUUUUCAAUGCCGAAGUCUUGUUCCGUGAAGAUUGCUCGGCGGACGAUCUGAUUGAUGUGAUAUCUGGCAAUCGGAUCUAUCUGUCUUGCCUUUACGUCUAUAACAAAAUCGAUCAGAUUUCUUUGGAAGAAGUCAACAGGAUUGCACGGUCACCUCAUUCAGUCGUAGUCAGCUGUAACAUGAAGCUGAACCUCGACUUCUUACUGGAGACGCUCUGGGAGUACUUGGCGUUCAUUCGAGUUUACACGAAGAAACCUGGUCAGCCGCCAGAUUUCAACGACUGCUUAAUUCUAAGGCGUGGCGUUACUGUGGAACAUGUGUGUCAUUCGAUUCACCGCACCUUGGCUCAAGUUUUGAAAUACGCGCUAGUUUGGGGAACAAGCGCAAAGUUUAAUCCACAACGAGUCGGUGCACACCAUAUAGUGCACGAUGAAGAUGUAAUUCAAAUUGUGAAGAAAUGAACACUCCGCAUUAGGAUCGUGCAGAAGUUCAGUUUCCAAAAACAAGGGACAACUUUUCGUUAUCGUUGGCUUGAAAAUCUAAAUAAAAAAAAUGAAAGAUUCUCAAAAUCUUAGAUACAACCAAAUUGUAUCGAAAUAAUCACCUAAGGGGAUUUUCAAUGUGAAUUCUUGAUAAAACUUGGAGAAGUCUUGGAACAUGUUUUCUAAAUUA
Molecule: messenger RNA, 1404 nt
Organism: Daphnia carinata
Lineage: Eukaryota; Metazoa; Arthropoda; Branchiopoda; Diplostraca; Daphniidae
Product: developmentally-regulated GTP-binding protein 2-like
Exons: 8
Coding region: 99-1193 (364 amino acids)
Biological process (GO): cytoplasmic translation
Cellular component (GO): cytoplasm
Molecular function (GO): GTP binding; GTPase activity
Source: RefSeq, a predicted model, not a curated record